Molecule: messenger RNA, 963 nt
Organism: Symbiodinium natans
Lineage: Eukaryota; Dinophyceae; Suessiales; Symbiodiniaceae
Source: the annotation of a GenBank genome assembly
AUGGCAGGUCUUGGCCAGUCAUUCUUCCCUCCGAUGUCUGCAGGGGGCCUGCCUCAGAAUGCACAAACUCCGCAGGCCUUUUCUCCGUACAUGCAACCUCAGCUCAUGACCACGCAGCGUGCUUCUUUUGGUGCUCAAAUCCCUCAGAACCCACAGCAAGGAUUGACAUCAUCACAACAGGAGCUGCUUCAGCUAAGGGCUCAGGUAGCUCAAAUGCAGAUGCAGAGUACAAUGCAAGGGCAAGUGCAGCCUUCAACUGCCACACCAACUCCCAUUGCUCCAGUUCAACAAGCCUCCUCUGCAAAAGCAUCAACGGAGUUGAGGUCAGAUGUGCCUCAAAUGGAACGAGACAGUCUGAAUGCGGACCUGAGCAGAUUCUCGCUCAACGUGGGGGCUUUGGAAACAGGAGGAGUCUUUUCCAUCCAGGAGAUCCUGUCAUUCACAGCGUAUGCUUCGAGUUCAUCACGGGACCUCGACGCCUACCAGUGGGCAGCAUUACUGGAAGGGCAUUCAGUACCCUUGGCGGCAUCCAUGACAAUGGUAUUACUUGCCAGCACAAGCAGCGUCGUACAGCGCUUUGUGCGCCUCAACAGCACCAAGGGGGUUCAAGAGGAUCUGAAACGGGUUCUCCCUCUUAUCCAAGCUGCUCAAAAAGACUUCCCAAAGGUCAAAGAGAUAGCUGGGACAGACGCCAAGAGCAUGCGCAAUUCAAGCAUCUCAGCAUCCUGCGGUACUGCUGCAAACCUCCUUGGCCCGCCUUGGGGAUCAGUGCUGGUAGAUCCUUGCAGGUUUGAAGUAAGCUUCGGUUGGGAUUUCUUGAAGUACAAUGUAAGCUUCAGUUGGGAUUUCUUGCGGUACGAUGUGCUUCUCUCGGGACCCUCUUGUACUCGGGACCCUCUUGUACUCCUUUCCUCCCCUGAACCGGUAAGCCAGGCGUUGAUCUUUCCUCCCUUGAACGAGUGA